Molecule: messenger RNA, 4316 nt
Organism: Phyllopteryx taeniolatus (common seadragon)
Lineage: Eukaryota; Metazoa; Chordata; Actinopteri; Syngnathiformes; Syngnathidae
Product: protocadherin alpha-C2-like
Exons: 3
Coding region: 137-2560 (807 amino acids)
Biological process (GO): homophilic cell-cell adhesion
Cellular component (GO): plasma membrane
Molecular function (GO): calcium ion binding
Source: RefSeq, a predicted model, not a curated record
CGUCGCUCGGCCAAAAGAGAGAAGAAGAAAAAAAAAAAUACCCAACGCGUUUUAUGACCUCCGCCGUUGUGCGUCUUCGUGUGACAGGAGAGCGACGCGUCCACCUUUCGCCGCGUUGAAAGGAUUUAUUAUCAAGAUGACGCGCCGCUUCUGCAAGUUCGUCGCCACGCGCCCAGUGGCCACGCUUCUCUUUCUCUGCGCGUUCGUGGACACGGUGUCGCCUGUCACCCACUACUCCGUUCCCGAAGAAAUGGAGGAAGGUUCCGUCGUCGCACAUUUGGCGUCCGAUUUGGGCUUAGACGCGAGGACGCUGCACAAGCGGAAAAUGCGCAUCGACGUGGUCGCCAAUAAAAAAUAUCUAGAGAUCAACAAGGACACGGGGGAGCUGUUUAUUUUGGAGAGAGUAGAUAGGGAGGAGUUAUUGUGUCCUCUAAAAACGACCACGUCCUGUUUUCUGAAAUUGGACGCAGCGAUUGAAGAUCCAAUUCGCAUGUUUAACAUUGAGGUGGAAAUCACGGACAUUAAUGAUAACGCUCCUCAUUUUCGACGAGGCACCAUGCAUUUGGACAUAUCCGAGUCGAGCCCGGUUGGAGAGAGAUUCUCCCUGAAUAAUGCGGUGGACCCAGACGUCGGCGUCAAUUCCGUGCAGGACUACCACCUGAGCUCCAGCCAACAUUUUAACAUCGAAAUUCAGACGGGCAGAGACGGCUCCAAGUUCGCCGAUUUGAUUUUGACAAAGGUGCUGGACAGAGAGCGGCAGGCUGAGCAUCAUCUCAUCCUCACUGCUGUGGACGGUGGCGUGCCCACGCGCACGGGCACGGCCGGCAUCAUCGUUCGAGUCCUGGACGUCAAUGACAACGCCCCGUCAUUUGAACAAGGCAAAUACUUUGUGGAAGUGAUGGAGAAUUCCCCGAUUGGCAGUCUGCUCAUUCAGCUGAACGCCACCGACUUCGAUGAAGGCUCCAAUUCGGAUGUAUUUUAUUCUUACAGUUUGUACACGUCCGAGAGAACGCAGAAUGUGUUUCAUUUGAAUCGGGAAAAUGGGGAAAUCAGAGUGAAGGAGAUGAUUAAUUAUGAAGACUUCAAAAUGUUCGAAAUGGAAGUCAUUGCAAGUGAUAAGGGGCUAAAAUCGUUAUCUGGUCAAUGUAAAGUGACGAUACAGGUGACAGAUAUGAACGACAACCACCCCGAAAUAUCGAUCAAGUCUUUCCAAAGUCCGGUCGGUGAGAAUAUCGCUGUGGACACGGUGAUAGCAGUGGUCAGCGUGAGCGAUAAGGACUCGGGCGACAACGGACUGGUGGAUCUUCACAUUCCACCAGAUACGCCUUUCCGACUGAGGGAGUCCUCCGACAACUAUUACCAGUUAGUGGUUUCGGAGCCCUUGGACCGCGAGAAGGUUGCGGAAUACGACAUCACCUUCACGGUGACGGACAGAGGCUCGCCCCCGUUAAGCGACAACGAAACCGUGACCUUACAGCUGCUGGACGUGAACGACAACGUGCCGCGCUUCCCUCAGUCCUUCUAUAGCAUCCGCGUGCCGGAGAAUAACGCUCCCGGCGCCUUGCUCACUUCCCUCAGCGCCUUCGACCCCGACCUCCACGAGAACCAGUACCUGGUUUACUUCAUUGUGGAGAAGGAGAUCGCCAACACCUCCAUGUCCAUGCUGUUCUCCAUCAACCCGGAGAACGGCAACCUUUACGCGCUCAAGACCUUCGACUACGAGAUGGAGAAGGACUUUCUUUUCCACAUCGAGGCCAGAGACUCGGGUUCUCCUCCGCUCAGCAGCAACGCGAGCGUCCGCGUGGCGGUGGCCGAUCAGAACGACAACGCUCCGGUCAUCGUCUCUCCGUGGCGGGCGCACGGCUCGGCGGUGGAGGAGAAGAUCCCCAGAUCCACGGAUAAAGGCUCUCUGGUGGCCAAGGUGAUCGCCUUGGAUGGGGAUUCCGUGCACAACUCUCGCAUCACCUACCAGUUCCUGCAGGUGAGCGACGCCUCCUUGUUCAGUCUGGACCAGUACAACGGCGAGAUCCGCACCACCAGGAUGUUCAGUUACAAAGACUGGCGCCACCAGAGACUGGUGGUGGUCGCCAAGGACAACGGGGAGCCCGCUCUCUCCGCCACGGUCACCAUCAAGCUGUCCACGGUGGAAACGGCCGCCAAGGCCUACUCGGACGGCGGCGAGGCGCCUCCGGAAUACGACAUCUUCUCCGACCUCAACCUGUAUUUGCUCAUCGGUCUGGGCUCGGUGUCCUUCCUGCUGCUCAUCACCAUCUCGGUCACCGUCGUGCUCAAGUGUCAGAAGGUCAAGCCCGGCAAUAUGGCUCCUCCCUGCAGGAACAGCGUGAUCAGCGAGCGGAACUCCACCGUGGCGGAUUCCACUCUGGUGUCCAACGACGCCUACUGGUACAGUCUGUUUCUCGCCGAGACCAGGAAAGGAAAGCUGGUGGUCAGGCAGCCCGUGCCCAAGGGCUCCAGAUACUUCGUGUCCAGUAUUCCCAGGAGCGCGGCCGGGUCCGCCACCAGCGACUCCGCCCCCUCCACCUUGCAGUAUCCGAAAUGAGGGAAGUCCACUCUGCAGCUUGGAGGCGUCCACGACCCGCAGCAAUCGAUCCACAUAAGGCCAGAACUCCCCCAGCUGCAUAUGGGACCAAUCCUGAUGGGAGAGCUCCGGAGGGAAAGCGGGAACGCUGAAUUGAGAUCACGCUCUCGCCCGUCACGCUCAGCCCGGUUCCUCAUAACCGAGACCCAAGUGAAUUUUGUGGUUGGUUGAGGAACUAACACCCCCUUCCUCUCGCUACAACCUCUCCUAUCUAUUCUUUAAGCACAUAAAAAGCCACUCUAAGCCUUUUUCUUUUUAAAUCUUUUUUUUUUCUUCGUGUGCACGGUAUGACUGCAUGGCUUCAACCACACUUCAUUCCCCAGAGAGAGGAAAAAAACCAAAAAAAGUUACAAGAGAUGUUAUUUGCCAAGAAACAGACUGGAACAUGUGGACAGUCAAAGAAGCCAAAAGAAGGGACCAACGUGGGCGGCCGACGGAAUGUUGGAAUCGCCUGCACGAGACUGUCUUGCCUCUUGAAAAGGAACCCUCGUUAUGCGGACAGUAUUUUACUUCUGUAUCAACUUUGUCUUUCUCAUUGUCUGCAUUCAUGAAAGUGGAAAUGACACAGUUGACUCGAUGUCUCAAAGCAACAACUUUUUUUUUUUUUUUUUUAAAGGACGGAAGCGGAGUUGGAUUUUUAUAAACUGUGAUGCGAGGUUUUGUAAACGACAUUGCGAGCGAGGCAUAAUGUUCGCAACAGAACGAUUCGACUGACUGAACAGGCCAAUCGUCACAAGAAUUUCUUUUUUUUCCCUCUCCACGACAACGGUGCGCUCACUGAUUUAUUUGGCUGACUUCAAAUAUUUGAGGUUAAAGUCAUAACCUGUUAUGACACUUGCUGCCAAGUCCAAACUGCUUUGAAAUAAUGGGCAAAUAAUAACCAUAAUAAAAAGUACAUGCAGCCCAUUCCGAUGGUGAAAAGAGGCCACUUUACAUGAAAUGCCGUGCCUACUUUUUAACUUUAAAAUGAUCUCAUGUUCGCAACUUGGGUCGUUCUAGUUUGACGAACACAAAAAAAGGGUGAGGCCUUUAGUCCAUGUUCACCUGCUCUCACUUGUUCUGAAUGAAAUAACAACCCUAGUUUGAGGUUGUGUACAGUUCAUUUUCGGUAUGAUCCCCAUUUUAUCUUCACAGAGCAAGAUAGUAGGAGAGGAACGGAACAAUAGUGUACAUGCGGCGUCACGCUGAUCCCUUCUUCUGUUCGACAACACGAGUGUGCUCGGUUGUAAAUGACUGAAGAUCGCACAGACUCUCAUUGUAGAUACCACAAAAUAUUUAUCAUAUUGUUUACUUUUUUUUUUUUUUUUUUUUUUUUUUACCCCCAUUAAGAAGACAAACAGCGGAUGCCCCGUAAUAUCAACGUCAAUGUCACGUUGCGUAACAUGGUACAAUAUGAGAUAUUGUACUCCAAUUUGUAAAUAAGAGUACUCAGAAGAAAAUACAUCCUAAGUAUUUUAAUGCCGCUUCAAUAAUGCUGUCAUAACUUGUGUGCAGUGCCAAUACAACAUACAGUAAAUAUUCAAUCUAUCGUACAGUAAAAGCUUUAGCACAGCUCACAUUGCAUUACAUGUUUAAAGUUGUGAUGUUUUACAGGCAAAUGUAUAAAAUCAGUGCAUUUGUACAGUGGUGCUUUGACAGUGAAAUAUAUACUCGUGUGUGUGUGUGUGUGUGUGUGUGUAUGUAACGUCAUCUUGAAUAAAAACACAAUGGAAGCUAA